CUUCCCUCGGGUCUGCCUGGAGAAGGGGGUUCCGCGCGGUGAGUUCUGAGCCUGUACCUUCUUGGAGACCCUUGUGCUUGGGACCGCGUUGGAGCACUGAUAACCUCCUCCGCCGGGUGAGGGAGGACGGAAGACUGUGGAGGACCUCAUCACUGGGUGGACUCUGCCCCCGCAGGAGAAUGACUCAGGAGGAGGCUGGGCGGCUGCCCCAAGUACUGGCCCGGGUCGGAACCUCCCACGGUAUCACCGACCUGGCCUGCAAGCUCCGCUUCUAUGACGACUGGGCUCCGGAGUAUGACCAGGAUGUGGCUGCUUUGAAGUACCGAGCCCCACGCCUUGCUGUGGAUUGUCUCAGUCGAGCCUUUCGGGGCUCACCCCAUGAUGCCCUGAUCCUCGAUGUGGCCUGUGGCACUGGCCUGGUAGCUGUGGAGCUGCAGGCUCGGGGCUUCCUCCAGGUGCAGGGCGUGGAUGGAAGCCCAGAAAUGCUGAAGCAGGCGCGGGCACGUGGCCUGUACCACCACCUUAGCCUCUGUACCCUGGGCCAGGAGCCACUGCCCGACCCUGAAGGGACCUUUGACGCGGUGAUCAUUGUGGGUGCCCUCAGUGAGGGACAGGUGCCCUGCAGUGCCAUACCUGAGCUCUUAAGAGUCACCAAGCCAGGUGGACUUGUUUGUCUGACUACCAGGACCAACCCAUCCAACCUUCCAUACAAGGAGACGCUGGAAGCGACCUUAGACUCCCUGGAGCGGGCUGGAGUGUGGGAAUGCCUGGUGACCCAGCCUGUGGACCACUGGGAGCUAGCAACAUCAGAACAAGAGACAGGGCUAGGCACCUGUGCCAAUGAUGGCUUCAUCUCUGGCAUCAUCUACCUUUACCGGAAGCAGGAGACAGUAUAGGGUGAGAGAGGGAGGUUCAGUAUCACACCCCUAGUUGACCACUGAUCCUCUGUGUAUGGUCUCAGCCCAGUGUGUUUUCUUGGCCUUCCCUGCUCUGUCUGUAAAAUGGGUCCACCUUCCUAGCCACGCCCGUUAGGAGUACUCUGCUAGGUAUAGCCCAAAGGGACUGAAAAGACUCCUCUACUUUCUUUGGACCCAGGGCUCGAGUGAUCACCAACAGUGCUUGCUCUGCAAAUUGUGAGAAACCAAGCGGCUGUCUUCAGCAUCCACAUACAAAUCACAGGUUUCCAACAUGCCUGUGUGUAAUACCACCAUUGAGGUGGGAGAUGGGUGGGUCACUCAGCAGGUAGCCGACCAAAACAGGCAUCUUUGCACUCAGUGAGGCAUCCUGUCUUAAAGAGAUAAGGCAGACCGAUGGAGAGUGACAGAGAGGACGACCCCCAGCCCCUUGCCUGCACAUGUGCGAGCGCAUCCUUACACUCAGGUGCACGAGCCACACAGAUACCAGAUACAGAAAAAAAAUAAAAAUACAACAACACAGAGACCAGUGUGUACUGUAACACAGCCAAGCACCAUCCCAUCCCCAUUUUGCAAAAGAUGUUGAAUUAGGACCAGCAAGAUGGCUCAGCAGAUAAAGCCACACUUAACCACCUACCUGAUAACCUGAGUUGGAUCCUCAGGAGCCACGUGGUAAAUGGAGAGAAAUGACCCCUACAAGUUGUCCUUUGCUGUCUACAUAGCAUAAAGCACACAAACACACACACACAGAGGCAUAGGAGGUAAGUAAAUGAACUAAAUAAGGGUGUCAAACACACACUAAACAAGAGCAAUGGUGAUGAAUGCUUUUACUCCUCCGAGCUCUCAGGAGGCAGAGGCUGGUGGAUCUCUGAGCUCACAGGUUUGGCCAGCCUGGCAAGAUGGCUCUCUGGGAAGACUUGAGUUCGGUCUCCAGAAUGCACAUGACAGGCGAGAACCAGCUCCAGCAAGUUGUACUCAGACGGCCACGAAACACAGGCACGCAUGCACACAGCAACAAUAGAAAGUAAAGAGACAUAAAAAUAAAUUCUAACGACAAAGAAAUGGGGUGAUCUGAUUUAUGGGAGAAUGGGAGAAGCAUAUUCAUAAAAUUGUGGUUUAGCCUGAUCUGAGAUCUUAGCCUGGGGCCCCCGCGAUACCAAACUAACAUUUCCGGCACUCUGGUGUGUCCAAGAACCUGGCUCCAACCAGUCUGAACUAGGCAAGGCAAUAUCCAAACCCACACAGAAGGAAGCAAAGUAAACAACUGUGAACCAUCCAACAUCUGGUCCCAUCCAGUCCCCUCCCCCUCCCCCAUCAGAGAUGUUAUCUGUUGUUAAGCUAACAGGUGGGUAGACUGGGUUUUUCUGAGUCACGAGGGAAGCUAGGGCAAAGAGAUAGGUCAUUUAGACCUGCCCAGAACAAAGAGCUAGACCUAGGUUGGCCUGGUGGUACAAGCCCAGCGCCCCAGCCUCCCGAGAAGCCGAGGCAGGAAGAUAGGAAGUCCAAGGCCUGCCUGGGAUGCAGGGUAAAACCCAGGCCAGCCUGAACCAUUUGCCACACUCCAUUUCAAAAAGUGAGACAAGAUCUAGAGAGGCCGGAGAAACGGCUUUGAGGUUCAGAGCACUGACUGCUCUUCUGGACGACCCAGGUUCACUUCCCAGCAACCAUAUGGCGGCUCACAGCUUUCUGUAAUUCCAUUUCCAGGGGACCUGACAAAACACCAAUGUGUGUAAAAUAAAACUAAUUAAAUAAAUAAAUAAUUUGAAAGAUCUAGAGAUGUAGAGCACUUUGGGAUCCCCCAGUGAGGGGCUGAGGGUAUGUGUUAGCGGUAGUACGGAAGCCCUGCCAAGAAGCCCUGGAGUCCAUCCCUAGCACAGGGGCUAAAAAUAGAUUAACAAUAAUAAAAAAAAAAGUUUGAUUUUCUUCA
Mus musculus (house mouse) is the source of this 2841-nucleotide messenger RNA. It is a transcript of the gene Mettl27, whose product is annotated as methyltransferase like 27. The transcript is spliced from 6 exons. Lineage: Eukaryota; Metazoa; Chordata; Mammalia; Rodentia; Muridae. The record is from RefSeq and is marked validated. The coding region runs from base 180 to 896 and encodes 238 amino acids.